Messenger RNA from Suillus paluster, 1783 nucleotides. Its product is annotated as WD40-repeat-containing domain protein. Gene Ontology annotation, biological process: nuclear migration; vesicle transport along microtubule; establishment of mitotic spindle orientation. The transcript is spliced from 4 exons. Gene Ontology annotation, cellular component: cytoplasmic microtubule; microtubule associated complex; nuclear envelope. Bases 227 to 1549 code for a protein of 440 amino acids. NCBI's taxonomy places the organism in Eukaryota, Fungi, Basidiomycota, Agaricomycetes, Boletales, Suillaceae. The record is from RefSeq and is a predicted model, not a curated record. Gene Ontology annotation, molecular function: microtubule plus-end binding; dynein complex binding.
CCACCCUGCCAACUCGAAAGGAACCACCUCAUGUCGAAAUGACGCUCAAGGGUCAUAGAGAACGGGUGAGCGACGUGGCUUUCAUCCCUGGCACUCGUCUCCUCGUCACUUGCUCCUUCGACAAGAGUCUUCGGGUGUGGGAUUUUGACACGGGGAAACAAAUGGGGGAGCCCUUGUUGGGUCACGAUAACACAGUCUGGACGGUUGCAGCGUCCCCGAACGGGCGAUGGAUUGGGAGUGGAGAACGAAUGGAAGCAUCCUGAUCUGGGAAGUUGAGACAAGGAAGAGCGUGCCCCUCUCGUUCAAGGGACAUGUCAAUGCCGUUCAUAGCGUGAUAUUUGCACCAGACAGCGAGACAUUUGCAAGUGCUUCAAAUGACAAAACGGUAUGCAUAUGGAAGAGAGAGACGGGAGAAACAGUCCUUGGGCCAUUCAAAGUGGAUACGCCAGCCAACUCGGUGUCGUACUCCCCGGAUGGGAGAAAACUAGCAGCAGGCACUAACCGACACAUCAUCGUUUGGAAUACAGCAAAUGGAAAAGAGUUGCUGAAGAUAGAACAGCGGGCAUACAGAGUCGCAUUCACUCCAGAUGGUCUCCGUCUCGUCAGCGGAGACGACAAAGACAUCCGAAUUUCAGAUGCUAUCACCGGAGACAGAGUCAAACAGUUUGACGCACACACCGACACUUUAUUCUCACUAGCCAUUGCCCCCAGUGGUACAAAAUUCGCUACCACAUCAUUCGACAACACGACGCGGUUUUUUGACCUGACCACGUUCAAACCGAUCGGCGAACCACUCGGCCACCCUCAUUUCGUCUGGGGUGUAGCUUUUUCCGAGGACAGCCAGCUCAUCGCGACAGGCUGUUGGGACAAUCUCGUUCGGACAUGGAUGGUUCCUGAGAGCGAGUCAGAGAUGGAGUCCCAGCAGUCCGCACUGAAAGUUCUUCAGGUACGCUUUCACGCUCGUCAUUUUGUACCACCCCUAACUUCACUCCCGCAGAAGACCAUCCCGGAUCCAAAGCCUCGACGAGAACGCGCGGGACUCUCACGGGGGUUCUUUGAUGAUUUUGAUGCGCGGUCCACACCUCGACGCAACAACCACUCCGUUCCCACUGGGUCGCGCAUCAAGAAAAUCAUGAACCGUCUCUUGUUUCGCUCCCCUGCUCCUCAGGACCAUACUAAUCAUCCCCACAGGAUCCCCGUUGUAGAUGUCUUCGCAACACGAGGUAAAUAUCGCACCGUCAAUGCCACGAGCGGGAAAAGGCACUUGUUACAGCCACCGCGUCCUCCUUGCCGGAAAGCCCAGACUUCUAACGCUGGUGCCCCAAAGAGCAGCGCGCCACCAGCGGAGACGUAUAAUGUGAUCAGCGGAGCUACCUCAGCCGCCUUGCAGACCGGAGGUGCCGGUGCUUCUGCUGCUACUAACAGACCUCCUUCCCCGGUCGAUGUCGAACGUGGUACAGAGAUCAGCUGCCUGGCGCUCCUCGUCAGGUACUUCUUUCGCCUCUCACAAACUCGACAAACACAUCCUGCUGCUUCCCGCGCCAGCUAGGGUUUCAUGUCCAUUCCGAGACUGAUUUCCUGGAAAUCGUUUCGCUUUAACCGCGUACUAUCUCAUAUAUUCAGAGGUAGUAAAUUUUCGAUGUUGCACCAUUCUCCCAACACACCCUAAGACUAGUUUGCACCUCAUGAUUGACACGUCUUAAAUUUCUCCGCCCGUCUUGUUUUGGAGGUGGACCGUUCGUUCGCAACCUGCAGUAUACGGGGCAUACUCGGUCGUGCUUGU